AUGGAGGUGGUCGCGCUGGUGCUGUGCGCGCUGGUGGUGAGCGCCGCGCCCAACGCGACCCACCGCCGCGACGCGCACGAGCCCGUCGCCUUGGAGGAGGAGGACGACCACAUCCUCGACUACUACGAUGAGAACAAGAUCAACAUAUCCGAGAAGGGCAAGUACCUUGGCUCACCGUGCGAGUUUACGUGCAACUCAGAGCUGGUGCACGUGUACUGUGAGCCGAGAAGCAACUCCUGCCAGUGUGAUCCAAAACACCCAGUCGCCCUUGGAGUCGCGAAGGGUUGUGCUAAGCCAAAGAAAUUGGGUGAGCAAUGCUUCUACCAGCAAACAUGUCGCGCCUUCGACCUGCACGCGUCUUGUGUCCAGGUCAACCACAAUGCGUUCUGCCAAUGCGAUCCUGGCUACCACACAACUAGCCACUCGCGCCCGACACAGCGCAUCUUCUGUACCGAAGAUCUCGUGUUGCUGACGGCUGACAUGCCGACGCUGCUAGGAGUGGCGUCGGGGAUAUUCGUUCUAGCCGGACUGCUUUGCAUGGUACUGCACUUGUACACGAAGGCGCGGUAUCACCCAGCGCAUCUGGCAGACGCGAGACUCACACCUCCUUGCUUGUACUCGCUCAACGAUACUGGCGGCACGCUGAGCGCGACGCGCGCGUCGUCCCGCGCGUCGUCCCGCAGCUGCGCGAGCGGCUCGCUGGAGGACGCGCCGCGGCGGGACGCGCGCCGGGCCGCGUCGCGCGCAGGUUCGAGACGUCCAAGUUUAAGUUCAGUGCAGAGUAGCUCAUCGUCGAUUAGGAGUUACAGCGCUAAGAGAUGGGAAAGAGAGAGAGAACAGAAGGAGAGGAGACAGAUGAGCAUGCGCCUUGCUCAGUUGCACGAUAAAAUGGCGGCGGGUAGAGAUCUGCCAAAACAUGCGCCUACGCCGUCUCCGCGCUCGCCAAACAACUCCACCGAUGGGCUACUGCCGGCUGUGUGUGAAAUUAGAGAACUGGUCAUGAAUUCAGAUCAGCAACUGCAAGGCGUGGACGGGCCUUGCUCGAGCUCGUCGCUUUACUGACAGCAGAUGUCAACGACCAUCCGGUCGAUAGACUCCCUAUCAUCCGACGGCACGCCCGCCGUCGCAUGGAUGUAGUUGCACCACCAACGGACGAUUCAUGUUUAUGAGAAAUGAAGACUUGACGAUGUGCGAACGAGAUAACGCAAUAACAGUGAAUCAAACGGAAUCGAAACGUUAAAAAUUUUCAUUUUUCUUAAAACCCCAGAGAAACGUCAUAUCGAAUUAUAGAAUUUAUUGUGAACAUUUUUGAGUUUUUCUAUUUCCGAUUUAUAGUACGAUGUACGAGGCUAUUUUUCAUCACCGCGAUAGAUAUUAAGAUUUCAGAAAGUCCGUAAUAGUAAACAUUUACGUAGAAAAGAUUAAGUCAUAGAUAGUUCAAACAACUGAUCCACAUCUCGUUAAAAUAAAAAAUGCAUGUGAUACAAAUGAACCGUGUACAUAAAUAUGAAAUUACUAACGUAAAUGAUAUCUAAAUAAAAACAGCUGAUCGUAAUUUAGGUAAUGGUUAUAUUAAAGAGAUUUUUAGAAACGAAGUGCUUAAGCUUCUAGUGGGAAGCUUCGCCGAUAGUGUUAGGUCGAAAUUAAUGUAUUGUUUUAAUAACGUGUAAUAAGGUCAGCUACAUUUGUUAAAAAACGUUAUAAUUAGGUACCUAUAGAUGUACUUCUAUCGUUUGUAUUUCGUGGUUGAAAUCUAAAGAAUUUUCGUAACCAGCACAAGGUGAUAAUAAACAACCUUCUAAAAUAUCUGAAGUAUUAUGAAAAGAGAAAAAAUGUUAUAUAUUUCUGGAAAAUUUUAUUUUUUGAGUGGGUAAUAAAGAAUACUAAAAUUCUGGAGAUUUUAAUCACGAGUAAAAUAUAAGUUAUUUAUAUUGAGAGUGUAUAGUUAGCGUUAUGGUUUUGCCUUUGUACAAAUUUUGUUACUUAUUAAUGAAUGAUUUAGGUUGUAUUUAAGCCAAAGGUGUUAUGUUCAAAUGAAAAGAAAUAAAUGUUAUUUGUAUAA
Molecule: messenger RNA, 2062 nt
Organism: Melitaea cinxia (Glanville fritillary)
Lineage: Eukaryota; Metazoa; Arthropoda; Insecta; Lepidoptera; Nymphalidae
Exons: 7
Coding region: 1-1062 (353 amino acids)
Source: RefSeq, a predicted model, not a curated record